UUGGGAUUUUAAACAGUGAUUUUGUAGCAGUCAGUCAUGAUCGAGAUCUCAUGCAGCUUUGAUGACUAUGUGUUCAACACAGGUGAAAGAUACUACAGAUGCACUGCAUCCUAUCCACCCAACUCAACUGAUGAUGACUACAAAUUCUUCGAACCCCCUCAAUAUGAUAAAUCCAGCAAUGAUGUCACAUUCGUUGAAAUUCGUGGAUUCUGUCACAAAAUCCCACAAGGAUUGACUGAUAUUUUUCCAAAUAUGAAGGUUCUUGGAAUUUAUAAUGCAGAUAUCAAGACAAUCAGCAAAUAUGACAUAGCUGAGUAUAAGAAUAUUGAGAGAUUCAUUUGUGAGAAUUCUGAAGUCGAGUUCCUCCCGCGUGACUUAUUUGAAGGCUUUAAAAAUCUGAAAUAUAUUAAAUUCUUCCGUAACAAAUUGUUGACUGUUGAGCCUAACAUCCUUGAUGGACUUGAUAAGCUUGAGUAUGUCAACUUUAGGUCGAAUCCAAAUUAUUCCAAAUUCUAUUCAGCAAGUCCAAUUUAUGUCUCAGACUCGACUUUAGAGCAACUUAAAAAUCAUCUUUUUGAGCAAUUUCUGGCAUUAGAUCAGGAAGUGAUCAAAUUCUACAUUGAAUGCCAUCCAGACAAGUUUGAGAUUUUGAGAAUUUUCAGAGAAAGAUCCAACGAAGUCAACACAAAUUUAAGGAUGCAUGAGCUUACUUAUGAGUUUUAUUAUCAAAACAAAGUCAAGGAUGUUGCUGAACAUCAGGAAUUUGAGGAACAGUUGCAGCACAAGAUUGAAGAAUUAGAAGAGAUAAAUGCUGAGUUGCUUGAUAAAGUCAAAAUGAUUAAGGACAUUGAAUUAAAACAAAAGCAGCAAGUUGAAGAAUUAAUGAUUGAAAUUGGCAACGAAAGAGAAGAAAAGAAGAAGCUAAAGUGGAACUUACAGAAGCAAAUUGAUGAUUUGGCACAGCAGCUUCAGUCAUUUUUGUUAAUUGAUGCAAAAUAGAUUUAAAAUUGACAAUAAAAAUUAAUAAAUGAAA
Molecule: messenger RNA, 1033 nt
Organism: Chironomus riparius
Lineage: Eukaryota; Metazoa; Arthropoda; Insecta; Diptera; Chironomidae
Source: the annotation of a GenBank genome assembly